UAGUUAUCACAAAUGAUAUAAUUAUUACACCGGGUCAAUCGCAGCAGACGCUCAGAAAAUAAAAAGUCGUGUUGAUCUUCGAUGUGAUGCCAUUUAAACAACUAUUUUAAGUCAAUUAAGAAGAAAAAAAGAGUUGUGUUACUUGAUAUUGAGAAAAUGGGAGGAGCUAGUUCUACACCCACUCCUGAUCCAGCAGCUGUGAAGACAGAUGUAAAUGCCAAUGCAAUCCCAGCAGAGUGUCCAAUGCAUAAUAAAAAUGACAGUAAAAUAGAUGAAACUAAACAGGUACACAGAAAAGGUUUAAGUGAAGAUGACAUGCAGAAGAUGGCUGUGAGUUUUUCCUCUGCACCAAGUGAAUGUCCUAUGCAUGCAGGAGCAAGUUCUUCCCCGCCCAGUGACUGCCCAAUGAGACAAGAGCAAACAGAUAUUAACCCGGACAACAUGAUGCCGCCACCAAACCAGAGACCAGCACCAGACCAGCCAUUUCCUUUGUCCACUGACAGAGAGGUGUCUGGUAUACCUCGUGCAGGAACUGAGGACAAUUGGGUCUAUCCAUCACAGCAAAUGUUCUGGAAUGCAAUGUUAAGAAAAGGUUGGAGAUGGAAUGAAGAUGAGAUAAGUCAGAAUGAUAUGGGACACAUCAUAAAGAUACACAACAGUAAUAAUGAACAAGCAUGGCAAGAAGUCCUCAUGUGGGAGGCUCUUCAUGCAAGGGAAUGUACAAAUCCUAAGCUGAAGAAAUUUGGUGGUAAAGCUAAAGAUUACUCCCCCAGAGCAAAGAUCAGGAGUUGGAUGGGGUAUGAACUUCCAUUUGACAGACAUGAUUGGAUUGUUGACAGGUGUGGGAAGGAAGUUAGAUAUAUAAUUGACUAUUAUGAUGGCGGAAAAGUAGAUAAAACUACAUAUCAGUUUACGCUGCUAGAUGUUCGGCCUGCUUAUGACUCUUUUUCAGCCUUUUGGGACAGAUCAAAGGUGGCAUGGAUGAGAUGGCGGUAUCAGUCUGAUAAUACCAGUGAAAAUGCAAACUCAAGUAAUUCAGCUGAUAAAUCUUGAAUAGAUCUGAAUGUAAAACGGAAACUCCCAUUUUUCCAAAGGAUGAUUGUUUUGUUGCAGAAAACACUGUGAUAUGUAGUAGUUUGACUUGUUACCAUCAUCAGUGAAGAAUGGUACAACAUAAUUUUCUAAGGGCAUUUUUGUGAACAUGUGGACUUACAUUUUCAUGGACUUUUAUAGUAAAACUUUGGACUUGUGACCCUGUUGUUCAUGGAUUUUUGUGAUUUAACCUUUUUGAACAUGGAGUUUUGUGACUCAACUAUAUACAUACAUGUGGUAUUGUUAGUGGAAUUUUGUGGCUCAACUAUGGACAUGUAGCCUUCUUGUCACGAAUGUUUGUGAUUGUAUUAUAUAGACUAACAAGAAUCUGGACAUGUGCUAACUCGGAGAACAUUCAUGAACAUACGAUUGGUAUAUCUGGAAGGAAAAAAAGAAAUAUUACAUUAUGUGAAGGCUAAUAAAUUAGAAACACACAUAA
Messenger RNA from Mercenaria mercenaria, 1531 nucleotides. RefSeq names its product holocytochrome c-type synthase-like. Gene Ontology annotation, molecular function: holocytochrome-c synthase activity. Gene Ontology annotation, cellular component: mitochondrion. The transcript has 7 exons. NCBI's taxonomy places the organism in Eukaryota, Metazoa, Mollusca, Bivalvia, Venerida, Veneridae. The record is from RefSeq and is a predicted model, not a curated record. The coding region runs from base 157 to 1053 and encodes 298 amino acids. Gene Ontology annotation, biological process: cytochrome c-heme linkage.